Molecule: messenger RNA, 1485 nt
Organism: Eruca vesicaria subsp. sativa (arugula)
Lineage: Eukaryota; Viridiplantae; Streptophyta; Magnoliopsida; Brassicales; Brassicaceae
Source: the annotation of a GenBank genome assembly
AUGAAGAUGGCUGGGCUGUUAAGGUUGAUGUUUAUGUUUUCUAUCGCCGGUCUGAUCCCGACCAUCCACACCAUACGAGCCAGCAUGUCUGAGUUAGACGAAUAUUGGUCAAAACGAGCUGAUGAAGCCCGAGAAUUCACUCUUCAAGCUUAUCAUUCUAAUCCCUACGAAGUCGUCGACCACUUUCACGAACGUCAUUACGACAACUCUACUGAUGUAACGGAUACCGAGGAAGAUAGCGACGACGAGAACCCUGAAGAGGUGGACGAUGAUGUCAUCAAAAUGCUCGGAAACGAGACGAGCAGUACGAGACGAAGCUUAAGAGUUAAAGGUAAAGGCAAAGGCAAAGGCAAAGGUAAAGGCAAAGGCAAAGGCAAAGGCAAACGAAAGGGAAAAUGGAGUAAGCUUCAGGGACCGUGUACGGCAAGUAACCCAAUAGAUAAAUGUUGGCGUUGCCGUUCGAAUUGGGCUAAGCGACGUAAGAAUCUUGUCAAAUGUGUCCGCGGGUUCGGACACAGCACAAUAGGUGGAAAGCAUGGACGCAUCUACGUGGUUACAAGCAACCUCGACGACGACAUGGUGAACCCUAGACCAGGGACAUUACGUCACGCCGUGAUUCAGAAGGAACCUCUUUGGAUCAUUUUCAAGAACGACAUGCACAUUCGUUUAAGCCAAGAGCUUAUGAUUUGUAGCUUCAAGACGAUUGAUGCGCGAGGAGCUAAUGUCCAUAUCGCACAUGGCGCAGGGAUCACGAUGCAGUUUGUGAGACAUGUUAUUAUCCAUGGAUUGCAUAUUCACCACAUUUGCCAGAGUAACGGUGGUAUGAUACGAGACUCAGAAGGCCAUUUUGGAAUGAGGACUAGAGCUGAUGGUGAUGGUAUAUCUAUAUAUGGUUCGUCUAGUAUAUGGCUUGACCAUAUUUCCAUGUCAAAAUGUCAAGAUGGACUCAUUGAUGCCAUUGUUGGAUCUACUGCCAUUACAAUCUCCAACUCUCACUUCACUCACCACAACGACGUGAUGUUGCUUGGUGCGCAAAACGACAAUGAAGGGGACAAGAAGAUGCAAGUCACAGUGGCUUAUAACCAUUUUGGUAAAGGACUUGUGCAGAGGAUGCCAAGGAUCAGGUGGGGUUUUGUUCAUGUUGUGAACAAUGACUACACUCAUUGGGAGCUUUACGCUAUUGGAGGUAGUCAAGGUCCGACAAUACUCAGCCAUGGAAACCGAUUCAUAGCCCCUCCACACAAACCUCAUUACCGAGAGGUUACUAAGAGAGAUUAUGCUUCGGAAAAUGAGUGGAAACACUGGAAUUGGAGAUCAGAGAAAGAUAUGUUCAUGAACGGAGCUUAUUUUAGACAAUCUGGGAAUCCUCAUUUUAAAUGUGAUCACACGAGAAAACAAAUGAUUAAACCGAAACAUGGAAUAGCUGUUUCUAUGCUGACCAAAUACGCUGGAGCACUUGAUUGUAGAGUUGGAAAACGUUGUUAG